This is a messenger RNA of Magnolia sinica, 750 nucleotides long. RefSeq names its product V-type proton ATPase subunit F. Gene Ontology annotation, biological process: proton transmembrane transport. Gene Ontology annotation, cellular component: proton-transporting V-type ATPase, V1 domain; membrane. The coding region runs from base 178 to 570 and encodes 130 amino acids. NCBI's taxonomy places the organism in Eukaryota, Viridiplantae, Streptophyta, Magnoliopsida, Magnoliales, Magnoliaceae. Gene Ontology annotation, molecular function: proton-transporting ATPase activity, rotational mechanism. The transcript is spliced from 5 exons. The record is from RefSeq and is a predicted model, not a curated record.
UGGGUUAGUACCUAAUCCGCGUUCCAGAACCAACGGAGGAGAUCAUGCGAAAAAGAGAACUUUCUGUAAUUCUCCACACACGAAAUUCGCUCGAACUUCUUCCAAGAAUCGAAGCUUCAAACCCUAGUUCGUCUCUCCAAUCCAGAUACUAGACUGCAGGUGAGCUGUUAAAUUAUAAUGGCAAACAGAGCUCAGAUUCCUACUAACAACUCGGCACUCAUUGCCAUGAUUGCUGACGAGGACACUGUGACUGGAUUUUUGCUGGCUGGAGUGGGUAAUGUCGAUUUGCGAAGAAAGACAAACUACCUUAUUGUCGACUCAAAAACUACCGUAAAAGCAAUUGAAGAUGCAUUCAAAGAGUUCACUACAAAGGAGGAUAUUGCUAUUGUAUUGAUUAGCCAAUAUGUCGCGAACAUGAUAAGGUUUCUAGUUGAUAGCUACAACAACCCAGUGCCUGCAAUUCUGGAGAUCCCUUCCAAGGACCAUCCGUAUGAUCCAACACACGAUUCGGUUCUGUCACGAGUGAGAUAUUUGUUCUCUGCUGAAUCAGUGGCAUCAGGAAGGCGUUAAACCAAGGUGUUAAACCAUUACUAAUUACUAUGUGACACUUGUUAUGAUGUCAUGCUUGACUCAACUGCUUGUAUUUGUCAUUUCUAUUUUCUUUCAUGUUUUUUUAAUAAGUAGCAUGAUUCUCCUACAAAACAUAAAAUUAAAAAUUGCAAUCUAAUCAAGGGGUAUAGAUUCCGGAUA